AUGGCUUGUUACAAGCUAUUGCUGCAAGAUAUUAAUCCUAAUUUUUAUAGUUUUUAUGUUUCCCUUUUUAUACUAAUCGAGGAAAGUAUUCAAUUUCAAAAACGUUACUUCAAUAUGGUAAACCAAACUUGGGGUUUCUGUGACUUGUGUAUACAUAAUAAUUAUGACCUUGAUAAACUCCACUACUUAGAAAAGCUUGGAUUUCACACUGUUGCUAUUGAUACACACGUUGAAGAGUCGUCAGAUGAGCCCAAAAAAAAGAAAAAGAAAGGAGGUUCCAAAGAAAAGAAUGAUUUUAUACCUGCACCUUUAGAGAUAUCUGCAGAUGUUUCAAAAUUGACAAAGCUGAAUAUACUACAACGGGUGACUAUAGAAUUUUCUGAUUCCAGUAUUGCUCAUAAACUUAAUCAAUCUGAGCAUGUAAAAAAAUAUGAUAUUAUUGCUGUGGUACCAAAAACUUUACAAGCCUUUCAUUAUGCUUGUGGAACCAUGGAGGUAGAUAUCAUCACAUUUAGUCCUGAGUGCAGAAUCCCAUUCAAAGUGAGUCGUAGUUUGUAUACCCUAGCUGCACAAAGAGGUGUUUUUUUUGAAAUUAUGUACUCCCCAGCUAUAAGAGAUGCAACAUCAAGAAAGAAUAUUAUAAGUACAGCACAUACCUAUCAUGCUGUUGGGAAAUCAAGGAACAUUAUUGUUACAAGUGGUGCUGAAAAUUACAUGCAUGUCAGAGAUGUUCAUGAUGUCAUUAACCUGGGAUAUAUAUUUGGUCUCAACAGCAACCAAAGUUUAGAAACGAUAAGAAACAAUGCUCGAAGACUUAUUUUGAAAGCAGAGGCACGAAAGUGUGGCAAGCACUAUAUGAUUGUAAAUACUUUAAGUGAAAAUGAUAGUAAUAAAAUGAUAGAAAAUUAUGUUUUUUAUUAA
Arctia plantaginis is the source of this 921-nucleotide messenger RNA. The record is from the annotation of a GenBank genome assembly. NCBI's taxonomy places the organism in Eukaryota, Metazoa, Arthropoda, Insecta, Lepidoptera, Erebidae.